Desarmillaria tabescens is the source of this 402-nucleotide messenger RNA. RefSeq lists its product as uncharacterized. The record is from RefSeq and is a predicted model, not a curated record. The coding region runs from base 1 to 402 and encodes 133 amino acids. NCBI's taxonomy places the organism in Eukaryota, Fungi, Basidiomycota, Agaricomycetes, Agaricales, Physalacriaceae. The transcript has 2 exons.
AUGGCCAAAACCUACAAACGAAAACGAGAGCAGAGACGACCGGAAGAACGGGACGAACGGGAGCAAACCCAACUGGAGAAGCGAGAGGAGGGACGAGGACGUCGCAUCAGAAUGCACAGGAACGACGCGAGUCCGUCUCGCUCAGCUAUCUUUCCUGAUCAUGAACCCAUCGGGUCCGAAGAAGAUUUCAACGAGCAAACCUACGUUGGUAGUAGUACUAGUGGCACGUCUGAUGGCGCAUGUCCCUCGUCUUCAUUGCCUGGCCAAGUCUUCAUCGCUGUUCUUUGCUCUUUCCACGGCACGCCAGCAGUAAUACUGGUAUCCAUCAAAGAGGAGCGCGGAACUCCGGAUCCUGCUCUCACUGCCGACGCUCUUCAAAACAUUGCUUUUUUCAUCUCUUGA